GUAAAAUGUCUGCUGCGAAAAUUGGCAAGAUUAAAACAAAACACCAUAUAACGACUGAGUUUUGGUGGGGAGAAUUUUCCUAUAGUAGGAUAACAGAAAAAUCUAUGUUACAUGAUGCAUUCAUGAAAGCUUGAAAUUGCAAGAUUGAUCCCAUUGUAGAAAUGCUAUGGGGACAAAGUGGGCCAACAAGGACAUUCAUGCAGAUCCUCAGCCUUCGACCCUUCUUCUAUAAUUAACCAGCCAGCAGCUAUCUUCCCCUUCUCUUUUCAUCUCAUCAAUCCUUGCCAAAACAGCCGACAGUCAUCCCUUUUUCUCAAGAUCGUCGGUGAUCUCCGAUCUGCUCGUCAUGGGUUCCUUCCAUUCUGGUUUCACCAUAUUCGAAUUCUUUCCUUAUUUUCUCCUCAUCUUCGAUCUCGGAUCCAUGGUCAUAGGAGAAAGCUGGAGGCAAGUGAAAGAUGCAACCGAUAUGGGUGAAGCCUGAUCUGCUAAUCGAGGAUGGUGGUGAUGCCUACGUGCAAUGGCGGCGACGGUCGGAAAGCAUUAACUCACCAAUUGUACUUGAACUGGUUAGAGAUCCACGUGCAACCGGGAAUCAGUUCUUGUGUGUGUAAAAGGACUAGGCCACUUUUCUCGCAAAUCAGCCCAAAAACCCUCACCAUCGGGCCUUCUACAGCAGAUGUGAAUUGGAUUGGGUAAGGUUUAGGUACAUUUUGUUCUAGAAUUAGGUUUGGUUUUGGGCAGAAGAAUAGGGUGUCUUUUUUUUCUUUUUCUUUUUUUUUUCUGAAGAGUAUAAAUAAGUCUUUAGAUGAGGGUUUUGUGGGGUUUUUCUAAAAAUCUGGAGUGACUGUUUUGGAAGCUGCGUUUCUGAGUCUAUCUUUGUAAGUAAUUUUAAAAAAAGAGGGUUCUUUUAAGGAAAUGGAGAUUGAUCCCGUCUGUGGGAUCCCUCCCAUCAAAUCCAGAUCUAUUUUUCUUUUA
Messenger RNA from Rubroshorea leprosula, 975 nucleotides. NCBI's taxonomy places the organism in Eukaryota, Viridiplantae, Streptophyta, Magnoliopsida, Malvales, Dipterocarpaceae. The record is from the annotation of a GenBank genome assembly.